AUGGCUCCCGCGAACGAUAAUUUGGACUUUUCAGGACUUUUCAAGUUAGAUGUUUUAGUUCAUUUAGAUAUUUCUGCUUAUACUUUCUAUGAAGUGGGCCUUAAAAAGUUCUUGGCGUUUUGCAGUGACAAAGAAUUAUUAUUUUUUUAUAUCAAUCCCCAAACUGAGAGAUUAGAAAGGAAUUAUGAUUGGGAUUUUGUAGAUAAUCCUAUCCAUUGUAUGUGCUUUGAACCUAGUGGAACAUGGCUUCUUAUAUUGAGUGACAACAAAGUUCUUCUCGUUCCGUUUCUUCCCCUUUUUACACCCCAAAAUGCGUUUGAUCAUAAAUGGUCUUUAUCAAGUGUGACAGUUCUCCCUAUUCCUGACCUUCCCAAGCCCAUUUCAGUAGUAUGGUGGCUGACAAAAGAAUCUGAAAAUGUUCUGAUCAUUGGAACAGAGAAAGGACUACUUAGUUUUUAUUGUUUAGAAUCACAAUCAAUAGUUGCUCAACUAAAGAUUCCAGGAGAAAUAAUGGAUCUCCAGAUGUGUUUCGAUGAUUCCCUUGAUUUACUGAUUUUACUGAUUUCUAAAAACAAGACUCAACAUGGAAAGCUUAUAUUAGAACACAGAUCUUAUGGUUACAAUUAUCUUACUCAAGUAAGGUUACAAAUAGAAAAAGAGAAAAAAGAUGGUUUUAUGUCAUACUUAAGACAGCUAUCCAAAGAUAAAUUAACUUUGUUAAUUCAUGGUGGAUCUAAAGAUGAUAAGUCACAAAGUGACUACUCAUUGGAACCUACUGAAUAUUUACCUUUCUUUCGCAAGCGAUCAAGAAAUUGGGCUUUGUCUGCACAAUAUCUCAAUGGGAGACAUUUUCUAACAGCAUUUGAGUUAAAAGAUGGAACUCUUGUUCUUGAAAGUCCUGGUGAUGACUCCCCAUCCAGAACCAUAAGACCUAAAAUUGAAAAAGAUGAGUAUAUUCAGGCUCUCUGGUCACAUCGACUUGUUUAUUUAUUUAAGAAAAAUGAAGUGGUAGUUCACAGUACAAGUUUUUCGGUUAUUCAUGGCGAGGCGUUGUUGGGAGCCAAAAGGGAAUUUUCCGAGCUUUGGUCCGCGGAGCUUAUAGGUGACGUACGUCGAGCGCAUCUAAUGUCGGUACGGGAACCGCUGGCGUCGAAGGAAGGUUGGCGUGAACCCACCUUCCUGUGUGACUUGAAAUUGCCCAGGUUUAGCCUCGUGCCCUGCCUGAUCGUUACCGAUUCUGGCGCGUAUAUACUUAAUACUGUGUGUGACCCGUGCGAAUGGUUGGUGGGCAUAAUGACGCGGGGCGGUGUGGGCGCGGAACAAGCGGCGGCCGCGUUAGCCGCCCCGUUGCCGGCACUCUUGCGCGCCGCCGCCGAUUUGCUUAUGUCCCGGGGAAAAGUAGCACCCGCAGAAUACCUUUUCUCCCUCUCCCAGAGUCAACCUGAUUUGUGGGUGGCACGUCUUGGUGUAUUUGGCCGUCUCGACAAAUUGUCUAUGUACCAGCCAACAGGAAACCAAGGGCUCGGGGGUGCUACUAUCACACUGAAACUGCUAGCCCUGUUGUUGAAACUGGCGACAAAUAAUGUGGAGAAGCAUGAGCUGAAUUUAAAACUAACAUUAUUGAACUCUGCGAAGCUCUCCGAGUUAUCCUGUAUAGCUGCUGCAAUAGGUCUUUGGGACAAUUUGCCAACAUUCAGCAUUCAUUGUGGUCUACCAAAUUUAAUACUCGUAGCUGUGAAAGCUAGAAAUGAUAUAUGCAGAGGAGCAUUGAAUUGUCUAUUAGGACAAACAUGUCUGACACCAUUCCUAUUGGAAGAAGAUCCACAGUGGCUCUUCGAUUAUAUUGUUGAGCGAUCUAAGAAGUUUGAUACGAUAAUUUUAAAGCGAAUUUGCCUAUGGCUGAACCCGUUACAAGAUCAGUUGCGUCCCCUUAUACGUGAUAUGAAACAGGGUAUUUCAUCAAUUUAUACUACAAGAAUGCUACAAUUAAUUGCGACGUUUAUUCACGUUGCCUGUGAAUACGAAGCUAGACAUCCGUGUCCGGAAAUAUGCCUAGAGGUCAUACAAAACGUGGAAACUUGGAAGAAUCAGUUCGCACCACGAAGAUCAGUCAGUUGUGGUUUAACUCACUGGUCUGUGGCAGAUGAUGGAAACGCCAAGAUAAUGAUGACGAAAACUCCGAUAAAAACGGAUAUUAUUGGGAGAGUUAUAGAUGUCGCUUGUGGGAGACAUCACACUAUAGUGCUUACCGAAAAUGGGGUAUAUUCAGCUGGCGACAACACAUAUGGGCAGUUAGGUGUUGGCAAUUGUUGGGCGGGCGGCGUUGGUGAUACGGCCAGUAGUGGUGGCCGUUUGUUACACGUGCCGUACCAAUGGACGGCCCCGGUGGUGGAUAUAGCGUGUGGUCAUUACCACUCUGCCGCUAUAGAUGCAGGCGGGCGGCUUUACACUUGGGGUUGGGGAGUUCAUGGUCAACUUGGUCACGGUAUUAUAGAUGAUGAGCACAGUCCGAGAAUGGUCGCAAAGUUUCAAGGAAGGAAGGUAUUGUCAGUGGGUUGCGGAGCGUGCCAUACAGUUACGUUGAUGAAGAACGGUGAAGUAUGGGCGUGUGGACCCGCUAUAUUUGGUCAGCUCGGCUCCGGCAACCGCGAGAAGAGUUCUAUACCGAUACGAGUCGUACUACCCGAUGCCGUCGAAAUUAUCGCUGCCGGUUAUUUUCAUACCUUGGCGCUGACGUGUAAAGGGCAGUUAUACACAUGGGGCGCGAGUCCGCAACAGGUGCGAGCUGCAAACGCACGUCGUACCGGCUCACCCAACGCGUCCCCUAGCGACCCGCCCGUCGACCCUCACCUCGUUCCCUCGCUGGUCGAUACGCAGAAUGUUUACGGCCGGAUAGUACAGAUAGCAGCCGGUUGGCAUCAUUCGUGCUUGAUUAAUAAUAUGGGGACUUUUUACUCAUGGGGAUUAAAUUUCGAUGGACAAUUAGGUAGUGGCGAUCGGAAGCAAGUGAUUAUACCUACGGAGGUGGAAAUUUGUGAUGAUUCAAAGAAAAGCUCCCCCAAGACACCGGAAGUAGAGGACAAAGAUUUCUGUAGCAAAGCGCUAGUGGCUUGCGGCGGCGAUUUUACUGUAUACGUUAGCGAUGACGGCCGCGUCUACGCCUGCGGGAAUUAUCAACCGGCUAGUAAUAACACAGUGAAAGAGAAAACCAAUACUCGCGUUAUUAUGAUGAAAACCACUAAACGAGUCAUAAAGAUACCAGCAAAAGAUAGCAACAGCAAGUUCUUUUUCAAAAAGAUUGACAGAAUAGAUGUCAUGUUUCCUUUCAAUAUCGAAGGUUCAGAGAGGAAACUCAUUGAGCCAGCACAUAACCCACUGGUGGGUUUGAAUGAUUUCAAUAAAAAAUCGUGGGCAGAUGACCUUAUUUUAUUGUUAAAACCAUGGAUCAGCGAAGAAAAGUUAACUGGAAACUUGAAUAUGUCAGCGAAAUUUGCUUUCCACAAUGAGAUGUAUUCAAAAUGUUUGAAUUUCCUUUUACAAAACCUCAAAACUGUUCCAAAAGACGACUGUUUGUAUUUCAAUCAUACAGAGAUUGAUGAAGAUCCAGAUAAAACAGAUCAUGUUCAUAAUAAGGACCGAUUUAAAAUUACUAUAACUAAUAUAAUGUCUAAACGAAUCAAAGAGGUGUCACUAUAUCUUUUGAACGAAAAACGAUAUCCUGAAGUGGACUUCGAGUUGUUUAAAACUUUACCUUGCUGUUGUGACGAAUUUAACUAUUUACCCAAAGAACUAACUCCAAAUUUUAUUAUAAAUACUUCAGAACGCAAUUUGUCAACAAAAGCAGCGAACAUUAUAGACGAAUGCAUGAGCUUAUUCCCUGUGGAUGUGACACUUUGGGAAACAUGCUUUAGAUUGUCCAAAGAUUUUUUCAUAGACAAUGAUUUGUCCGUUCCCGAUUUGGAGACUGUUCUUCGUAAAUAUAUGGAAAGUAAUGCAACGACAAUGGCGGAUGCUAUUAUGUAUACAAAUGAUUGCAUGCAGUAUAGCGAAAUACUCUCCCCAAAAUUCUACUUGAAUAUGUGUAGCCAAGUUCUAGAUACUUGGAGUUGA
This is a messenger RNA of Diatraea saccharalis (sugarcane borer), 4110 nucleotides long. NCBI's taxonomy places the organism in Eukaryota, Metazoa, Arthropoda, Insecta, Lepidoptera, Crambidae. The record is from the annotation of a GenBank genome assembly.